AAGUCACAUGACCAGCCCCUUACAGUAAGAACCCAAUAUGGCAGCAGCAGUCGCUCCUGCCCUGUAACUACAGCAAUAUUUCCACAAAUACAGCAAUAACACGCACCGACAGAUAGUAAUUACAACCCAACUGCAGGCAUGAGGGAGAAACAGAGGAAGAAGAAAGGGAGGACCUGGGCAGAGGCUGCCAAAACGGUACUGGAGAAGUACUCCAACACACCCAUGAGCCAUAAAGAAAUUCUUCAGGUGAUCCAAAGAGAGGGUUUGAAAGAGAUCAGAAGUGGGACUUCCCCUCUGGCAUGUUUAAAUGCAAUGCUACACACCAACUCCCGAGGAGAAGAGGGAAUUUUCUACAAAGUACCCGGUCGUAUGGGAGUAUACACAUUGAAGAAGGACAUAUCAGACAGUGCAAAGGAUUUGUCGGAGGAAGGCUCUGAAGAUAGCAGCGACAAUCAUUCAGAUUCACAGAGCACAGAGAACAACAAUAACAGCAACAAAGACAUGAAGAAGAGCAAGUGGAAACGAAAAGUGCCCCCCAAACUCCAAUCACAGCCUCCAUCACCUCAGUCCAGAUGCCAGUCUCCUUCCAUUACAGCGAGUAAGGUCAUCUCCCCAUCACAGAAACACAGCAAGAAAGCACUCAAACAGGCCCUGAAGCAGCAGCAGCAGAAGAACCAGCGGAGACAGGGAGCAGUGGCUGCUUCCUCGAACCCACGACUUCUCCUCAAGACCGUCAAAGAUAUGGGCGACCAGACGGCUUCCAAAACCGGGUGGGAGGUGAAGCAGUCGGACAGACGAUCGUCCAGCCCUCAGAACUCCACCUCCAGCUCAUCAUCUUCUGUGAAAACAGACCUGUCCUCUUCAGCAGCUGGCAAGAAAACAUCUCAGAGGUCUGACAGACUCAAUGCAAGGCAGCUGAAGCGUUCAAAAUGUGCAGAGAUCGACGUGGAAACUCCAGACUCCAUCUUGGUGAACACCAACUUGCGGGCCUUGAUAAACAAGCACACUUUCUGUGUGUUACCCCCGGAGUGCCAGCACUGCUUACUGAGCCUUCUGCCAGAGGUGGAUAGGCAGGUGAGUGCGGAUGGAUUGAUGAAGUUGAGCAGCUCGGCCUUAAAUAAUGAAUUCUUUACAUCUGCAGCUCAGUCCUGGAAAGAAAGAUUAUCAGAGGGUGAGUUCACGCCAGAGAUGCGACUGAGAAUACGACAGGAGAUAGAAAAAGAAAAGAAGGUGGAGCUGUGGAAGGAACAUUUUUUUGAGAGAUACUAUGGCCAGAAUUCUGGUUUAAGCUUGGAAGAAUCCAAAAUGCUGACAGCAGCCACGAAGAGCCCAGAGGCCGCCAUACAUCAGCCCACCCCCUCAGCCCCCAGGCAGCCGCCUGCAGUGAAGACAGCGGUGAAGGCUGAGCUCAAGGAGGAACUCAAGGUUAACAUAGACAAAAAAUCUGUCUCUGAAAUUAAGAUAGAUGACAAAAAAGACUGUUGCGCAUUAGAAAAUUUAAAGACAAAUCCCAGAGAUAAAACACUUAAAACAGAGAGGGCACAAGCCAGAGCAGGCCCUGAAAAGACUCCAGAAAGCCCUGUAGUCGAGAAGCCUGUUGUAGCCGAAGCAGAAGCAGUUUCAACACCAGUUGAAGUCAAAACUGAAGAAGAAGCAAACGACAAAGAGUUCCUGACAAGAGAAUCACAGGAGCAGGGUGGAUCCAAACUAAAGGUGUCUCCACAGAGCACUAAAAUCCCCAGUCAUGACAAAAUGGAAGUGACCGUGACAACAGUGGACAAACAAGAGGGUGAUAGACUCAGGAAGAUGCAGGAGGCAGAGCAAAUGGAUGUCGCCCAGGCGGGACUGAAGAGAAAGUCCCCUAGUCAGCAGGAGGAGGUGCUAUCAAGCCCUGAGAAGAAGCCCCGGGUGUCAGAGCAGCAGUUAUUUCGGACCCCUCCCAAAAGCCCUCCCAACAGCAGGGAAAACACUCCAGAGCCAAAGGUCCCUCCGCUCAAGAUUCCAGUCUCAAGAAUCUUGCCUGUGGCAGCCCCUGCUGGUCAGGUCUCUCCCAGGGCCCUGUUUACAUCCCCAAUCACCAGUCCUGGGCGUACAGGGGCACGCACCUUGGCCGACAUCAAGGCUAAAGCCCAGUUGGCCAAGGCCCAGCGGGCAGCUGCUGCUGCUGCAGCAGCCGCAGCAGCCACAGCUUCAUCUUCAGGGGGUGCCGUGCCGGGCCCUGGGCCAGGGGGAGGAGGUGGCCCUGAGGGGGCCAGUGGCACAGGAGAUGCAGUUAGUGAGUUGGGUACAAGGGGGAUCACAACGGAUCUGGGAAGAACUGGAGGAAGGGGAGCUGCGGGAGGGAUUCUUGCUGCCCGUCCAGAGGCCCAGACCAAGUGCUUAUCCUACACUGGCUGUGACUCAAGAACACAAUUACAGCAAACCGCCACACCAGAGGCCAAAGCCUGCUAUACUAGUACAGCCUCCAACUCGCUGUCUGCAAAAUCCCCACCAGCCACAACAUCUCCGAUAGGGAACUCCCGCACAAAGAACGCAGCUAGUCCGUUGUCGACGUCAUCGCAGUCAUCAAAGUCUGGCGGAGCAUCCAGCUUCACUUUUAAAGAGCAAUCGAAAUCAGCAGCUUCUACUCUAGAUGUAACUCAGCCACCAACACAAUCAUCAACAGUACCAGUUACUGAUGAUGGUGAGACAGACACUGACAAAACUGGGAAAGCAGCAAUAACAGAAAAAGUUGUUGAUUUGUCUAAGGAAAAAUAUGCAUCUCCUUUAGUACAACAGCCGUCAGCUUCUGUUGUCUCCACGGUGAAUCCCCCUGCCACAGUUUUGGUCUCUAGCAUGCCUACAAUGUCUCCGCAUUCUAGCAUUGCAGUAACCCUUGAGACUUCAAGUCAAAAGACACCAGAGACCCAUCCUGCAUGCGGGCCUGUAACCAAGACUAGCUCUUCCAUCCCUGCAAACAACCCACUUGUCACCCAGCUUCUGCAAGGAAAAGAAGUCCCCCUUGAGCAAAUCCUUCCAAAAAUCCUAACCAGAAUUGAAGUGAAACCCCUUAUCGUGGCCUCAGGUGAUAAAGGGAAGAUGUCUAAUGCUACCACAGUGGUAGUGUCUGUGGCAAACAGCGAGCACCAAUCCAGAGCCUACCCAGAACUCUAUGGAAAAGCGGUCAACUCACAAAGGCAAUUGUGGCCAAGCCAUGUGAUGAUGGGUAGAGUGGACCUUGCCCAACAACAAAGAGAAAUGCUCAAUAAGACCACACAGCAACAGAUACUGCAGACCCUUAUUGAGAGGGCCCAGAGUCAGCAUUUUAUCCCGGUGUCACAUCCUUCACAGCAGGGGUUCUGCCACUUUGGCCUCCCAAUAGAAGACAAUUCCAGCAGUCAAAGAUUUGCAUUGGGUUUCAUGGGCCGGAAAAGAACCUCCAAGCCUGCCAUGUCAGGCCAUUACCUUCUCAACAUCUCAACUUAUGGGAGGAGUUCUGAGAGCUACAAACGGGCUCAAAUGGCCAACACAGAGAACCGUCUGGGAAUGAAUGCCCCCUUUGCUGCCUUGAAGAAGGAAUUCAAAGAGGGUGAUAUUACUGCUGAGGAAAAUCAAGAGCAACACUCAUUUGAAAAAUCUGAUGAUUUAGCAGCAGGCCAGUCUGAACUUUUACAUGUCAAGAAAGAGCAGCAGGGGCCUCUGGAUGUGGAAAGAAUUGGAGUGAGCCUGAGUAACAUUAAAUCUGAUGCUUUGCUUGACGUCAGUUACAACCACAGGGUGAAGCUUGAGUCUGCCUUGCUAGAUCAGUUACCAGACAGGGAGGAGGGCUCAACCCUGUCAGCCAGCAAGGAUGGUGUCGCCAUAGCCAAAGAAAUCGACCAAGUAUCCAAGUCUAGCAUAGCGCACAGUGAAGCUGGCAAUCACCUGCAGGGUAACUCAGAACUUUAUCAAAUGCCAGUUUCUGCAGGAAACCACCAGCAUCAAGAGUCUAUUCACCAGCAGAGGAAGUUGUAUGAAAACCAUAACUCAGAGGUUGGACAUUUUUAUGGUGGCAAAAUCAAUUUGUCUACAUCACGUGCCCUGAAUCAUAGUUCCAAGGCACCCGGGAACUCCCCAGGCUACAGCCCAGUAUCGAGUAGUGGCGGAAGUGUCAUGUCUUUUUCAGUGACUGUCACAACAAUUCCUGCCAGCCAUACAUUAGACCAUGCCAGCCAUGGGGAAACAACACCAAUGCAGGCUUUCACAGAAGGCUCUGACAUAGAGGACUCUCCUUCAAACUGUUACUGCAGGCUGAAAGCUAUGAUCAUGUGCAAGGGUUGUGGAGCAUUUUGUCACGAUGACUGCAUUGGCCCUUCCAAACUGUGCGUCUCAUGUCUAGUGGUGCGAUAAGAAAUAAAGAAAUAAACACUGAUUAGUUUUAAUCAGGAUUAUUUAUUGUAAUCUCUUAUUGUAAUUAUAUAAAAAAGAAGACCACACCUUAUACUAGACUUGAGUCACUUGUGUUUGUGAAUUGUGACAGAUUUUGCACUUAGAGAAUCACAUCGC
Polyodon spathula (Mississippi paddlefish) is the source of this 4524-nucleotide messenger RNA. RefSeq names its product putative Polycomb group protein ASXL2. Lineage: Eukaryota; Metazoa; Chordata; Actinopteri; Acipenseriformes; Polyodontidae. Gene Ontology annotation, molecular function: DNA binding; peroxisome proliferator activated receptor binding; chromatin binding. The record is from RefSeq and is a predicted model, not a curated record. Gene Ontology annotation, biological process: positive regulation of transcription by RNA polymerase II; animal organ morphogenesis. Bases 139 to 4368 code for a protein of 1409 amino acids. Gene Ontology annotation, cellular component: PR-DUB complex. The transcript has 13 exons.